ACUCUAAACAAUGAAACCGGUUUUCUGACAGUAACACCUAUACGACUCUCUCUCUCUACCAGCGCCCAUGGUUUACCAAGCCGCCGUCGAAAUCACACAAAAAACCCGUGUGUCUAAAAUGUAGACAGAACCAGAUUCCACCUCCUGAAAGUAAUUUUUAUCGCACACGUCGCUUUCCUCUCUCAGGUACUCUAGCUCAAUCUAGACCAUGUAUCAAACUUCCAUUCAAUAUAUAUACCUUUCAUUCCUUCAAAUUAGUCAAUGACUUCAACACAUAUACCAAAUCCCAAAAAGACAAAGUGCUUAUGGUUAUUUUAUUAGAACACUUCCACUAUUGCUUUUCAACCCAACUAAGAAGAACCCAAUUAGCCUCAAGAAUCAUAAUUGCCCAUGCCACGUGGCAAAAUUCCAUCAAAAGCCACCCCUACGAAGCUAGCACCCCACUUCGUUUUCUUCCCGCUCACUCUACAACGGUUUCUUGUUCCUCUACGUUUCUAGGAAACUCCGCCACUUUGUUUCUUUGCUUUAUUCUAAAGUUUAGAAUAAGAGAAAAAUCCAUUUCCUAAUGAGACCCAAGAUCAAUCUCAGCCGUCCGAUCAUUCCCUUUCCUUGUCUAGUAGUACUACUACUCCUCCUCUCGCUGCCUCACCACAGUGCCAAUGCACAGUCAGGCACAAAUUCAACAGUCAUUCCGCCCGCCGACGUGAAUUUUGACCAUCCCGCGGCGCUGAUCAUCGUGUUCAUCGUGUGGGCUUCCUUCUUCGUGGCUUUCUUUUGCAUCUUCCUUACUGAUUGCGUAGACACAGGCGCCGGUCCAGUCAAUUCCGCGAACCGGUCUAGUAACUGUGGCCUAGACCGGGCCGUGAUCGAGGCCUUCCCGAUCUUCGAGUUCAAAAAUCUCAGAACCGUGAAAGUAACAGCAACAACGCUCGAGUGCGCGGUGUGCUUGGGCGAGUUCGAAGACCACGAAACGCUGCGUUUGUUGCCCAAGUGCAGCCACGCGUUCCAUCCCGAUUGCAUCGACGCUUGGCUAGCUUCUCACGUGACGUGUCCGGUUUGCAGAGCUAAGCUUACGAAGAAUGAUACUACUACUACUACUACUGCGGCUACUACUACAACAACGGUGGAAUCAACCGAGUCGACUCAGGAAACUGGUGGGGUUCAAAACGACCACGUUGUGAUCAACGUCGGCGACGACGACGACCCACCGAGGGGGAAAUUCUUGAGGUCGCACUCGACGGGUCACUCACUGAGUCAACCCGGCGUAGAGAUUAACACGGAGAGGUACACCCUGAUAUUGCCAGAGGAGGUGACGAAGCAAAAGCUCAGGCGCUCGAGUAGUUACGACGUCGUUUUCUGCGCAGUAGAGAGCUUGAGAUACACACCGCCGUUUGUUUCUAUUGGGGGUUCCGGUAAGUUAACGGGCGGUGAAGGAAGCGCAAAGGGAUUCUUCACGUCCGUUAAGUGGCCGUUACAUCGGCUUGGUGUAAAGGCUGGGGGACCCGAAGAUUUGUCGGCUACGUCUCCGGUUUGAUUGUGAAUGAAAAUUGUAGGCUAGUAAAAACUAUUGUGUUCAUUAUAUUUUACUCAUAGUUAUCACUCACUUUG
Quercus robur (English oak) is the source of this 1608-nucleotide messenger RNA. Its product is annotated as E3 ubiquitin-protein ligase ATL6-like. NCBI's taxonomy places the organism in Eukaryota, Viridiplantae, Streptophyta, Magnoliopsida, Fagales, Fagaceae. Bases 566 to 1534 code for a protein of 322 amino acids. The transcript has 2 exons. The record is from RefSeq and is a predicted model, not a curated record.